Molecule: messenger RNA, 2250 nt
Organism: Punctularia strigosozonata HHB-11173 SS5
Lineage: Eukaryota; Fungi; Basidiomycota; Agaricomycetes; Corticiales; Punctulariaceae
Product: subtilisin-like protein
Exons: 19
Coding region: 325-2250 (641 amino acids)
Biological process (GO): proteolysis
Molecular function (GO): tripeptidyl-peptidase activity; serine-type endopeptidase activity
Source: RefSeq, a predicted model, not a curated record
CGCGUCUUCGAUAUCUCAUCUCGCCCCGGUACCUCACGAGAAUCCCGCGCGAAGCACACCCGUAGGGAACAUCUCACAUAUACGGGGCAGGCUCCUGACCGACCCGUCCGAUCGCGAGCCCACACCGUGCACUCGCUAUACCAAUCCCCAAGGAGCACGCCCGCGAUGGCGAGCGCGACCACGCGCAGAGCCGUGAACGCUCCGACCUCCCGCAUGGCGCACGCCACUCAGGACCGCACCCGACGAACCGAAUUUCGUCGCUUAUAUGCGCCGUAUCUCGAGCGAUGAGGGGUGUGUCGAGCCCCUCGUGCUCGAAUAGGAACGAUGCGCCUCUUCCGUGCCCUCGCGACGCUAGCCACGUUCGGUGCCGCUCUCGCUAUCCCGUCCGUCCACCGGCGUCAUGUCGUGCACGAGAAACGCGCAGCGGAGCCAUCGCCUGAACACUGGCUCAGCGCGCGCCGCGCAGAUCCGGCCGCGGUGCUACCUAUGCGCGUCGGCCUCGCGCAGCGCAAUCUUCACCUACUCGAGGACAUGUUGAUGGAGGUCGCGCAUCCGGAGAGCGACAACUACGGCAUGCAUUGGACUCCGGCUGAGGUCGUUGACUUCUUCAAACCGGCAGAGGACACCGUUGAAGCGGUCAAAACUUGGUUGACGGAGUUUGGCAUCGCACCAGGCAGGAUGAAGAUGAGCCCGAGUAAGGGAUGGUUGGAGUUCAACGUCACCGUCGCAGAGGCGGAAGAUCUCCUUCAGACGGAGUACCACGUCUAUACCCACUCUUCCGGCCUCGAACAGAUCAGCUGCCCCUCCUACUCCGUCCCAGAGCAGAUCCGGGAACACGUUGAUUUGAUCACGCCCACCGUCCACUUCAACCAUGUCAUGCGUUCCGAGCCCCUGCACAAGCGCUCUGGAGAUGGCUCGCGCAUGGGCCAGCCGUCAGCGCACACGGGCCCGAAGACGAACGGUCAGAAAGUCAAGAUCACGCCGAACCUGGCGACGUGCGACCAGUUCAUCACGCCAGAUUGCUUGAGGGCGUUGUAUAACGUGCACUAUACGCCGAUCGCGACCAAGAAAAACUCGUAUGGAAUUGUGGAGUUUACGCCGCAAGCAUUCCUUGCCGAUGAUUUGGACCUCUUCUUCACGAAUUUCUCCCCCAACGCUCUGGGGAAGAGGCCGAACCUCAUUUCGAUCGAUGGAGGUGUCGCGCAGACUCAAGACCAAAGCUUCAACUUCAAUGGCGAGAGCGAUCUCGACCUCGAAUACGCCAUGGCACUCACAAACCCGCAACCCAUAACUCUUCUGCAAGCCGGUGACCUUGUUGAAGGCGCAUCCUUCAACAACUGGCUCGACGCUGUCGACGCAUCUUUCUGCACCUUCGAGGGCGGCGACGACCCGACGCAGGACGGGAUCUAUCCAGACCCUAUCGGUGGCGCAGGCGCAUUCGAAGGACCCGAGUCGUGCGGAAUCAUCAAGCCUCCGUUUGUAGUCUCCGUCUCCUACGGCCAGUCCGAGCACUCCGUCACGUCCGCCUACGCGCAACGCCAAUGCGCCGAGUACGGCAAGCUCGGGAUGCUCGGGACUAGCGUACUCUACUCCUCCGGCGACAACGGCGUCGCGAGCUUUGGGAACACGUGCAUCAACGCGACGGACCAGGAGGACCCGAACGGAACGCGGUUCAACCCAGGGUUCCCGGUGACGUGCCCGUUCGUGACGGCGGUCGGCGCGACUCAGGUGAACCCGAAUGCGACCGUGAACGACCCAGAGAGCGCAUGCGAGCAGGUGAUCUUCAGUGGAGGUGGAUUCUCCAACAUCUUCGCCAUGCCCAAAUAUCAAGAAACGGCCGUCAAGAGCUUCUUGAAGAACCACCCGCCGCCGUACACGGCUGCCCAAUUCAACAACUCGGGGGUUGUCAGGGCCUUCCCGGACCUCAGCGCCAACGGCGCCAACUACGUAAUCGGCAUCGAUGGCGAGUUUGAGCUCGUCUUCGGCACAUCCGCUUCGAGUCCUGUCGUAGGGUCCCUCAUCACGCUCAUCAACGACGCUCGCCUCGCGAUCGGCAAAGGACCUGUCGGCUUCAUCAACCCAGCUAUCUAUACUGAUGCCUUCAAGAUUGCUUUCAAUGACAUCACCACGGGAGGCAACCAGGGUUGUGGUACACCGGGCUUCGAGUCAACGACCGGAUGGGAUCCUGUCACAGGUGUCGGCACACCUAACUUCGAACGCCUCCUCGCCCUUUUCUUGCUCCUUCCUUGA